Bolinopsis microptera is the source of this 1441-nucleotide messenger RNA. RefSeq lists its product as uncharacterized. Lineage: Eukaryota; Metazoa; Ctenophora; Tentaculata; Lobata; Bolinopsidae. The record is from RefSeq and is a predicted model, not a curated record. The transcript has 8 exons. The coding region runs from base 1 to 642 and encodes 213 amino acids.
AUGUUUCUGUUUAAAGAAGUGAGAGAGCAAGAAUUGGCUGUGUUACAGGAGAAAUAUGAGAAACUCCAGAGACGGCAACUGAAACUGAUAAACACGAUAGAGGACAAUAGAAAGUUCGAGAGAUACAUCCAGCAAGUGGUGGAUAUUCUCCCUGAAGGAUAUCUGGAACUGAGUGAUAAUAUGAUGAAAGGAGUGAUAAGCAGAUACAAUACACUUGAGCAAGCCAACGCCUCCCUUUUACAAGAACUUAUGCAGAAAGAUGACUCGAUAGACAAAGCACAGCAAGAUCUGGCUGAGUUGAACAAGAGUAAAACUGACGAAGUACUGGGCUACAACUCCACCAUCGCGGCUCUGCAUACCAAACUGGAAAAGUGUUAUCAGAUGACGCAUAAAAAAGAAGAGAAGACUGUGCGACAGAAGAUUCAUCACAGAAAUCAGUGUCAGCUAUACGGUCAACUGGAGCUGGCGAUAAAGAACAUCGUUGAGAUGAAGUGUCGAGCAGUAAAAAUAAAACCGGGGCAACCCCCUCACACUUUGGUGGAAAAACUCUCUAUCAUCGAGGCGUAUCUAACUGAGCGAGAGUCAGUAUUCAAGAUCUCACAGGAGGCGACGACUCCAGCAUCAAGUCCAGGCCCUGCCUAAAUCCCAGACUAUGUCAAACAAAAGUUUUAUAGAAAGUCAGAGAGAUCUUAAAUAUUUCCAGAAUUUUAGAAUUUUAUAUGGCCCAACCAAAAUAAUUUUAUAUACUAAUUGUAUAAAUAUAAACACGACGGUCGCCCUUGCCAUCAAUUUUAUCUGCUGGCAUUGAGAUUCUAGUCUGGGCUAUUCCCCGAUUUCAUUAAAAACUUUGUAUUCUUUCUUAGAUCACACCAAGGUUCCGUCCUGUACGUUUUGUUUGAUCUUCGAUCAUAUCACUGUUUUAGUUUGGUCAUGUCAUGCUUGAUUUAAUUGUUACUAUUAAUUAACUAUGCUUUGGUCUUAUGUGUUACAGUGUUAUGGGAGACAACUCCAGAACGUACACAGCCAAGUGAAUUAAUAUUAUUUUUCGUUCAUUGUUGGUUCUUGUUUUAUAAGAUUUGUGUAUUUGAUUUUAAGGGCUUUGCUAAUUAAAUAAUCAGAGCAAAACUACGAGUCACACAUUUGAGGAAUGUUUUCCCCCGUUGAGAUGAGAUAAACUAAAUUUUUAAAUAAUUCAAACGAAUGGUAAUUGGUAAAGGGUCUGCGACCGGUCCUGUCGAUAUUUGACCGUCGAAAUUUUGUCGGAUCUGAGAUUUUAUUGUUCGACUACAGAUAUGCUCUGGGUGUGUAAACAGCUUUUGAGUAUGUAAAUAACAUACCUGCAAUGAUAAUGCAGAGUCUUUCGAAAAACUUAACGUGUAAUUUAUAAUUUAAAUGUUAUCAGCAAAGUUGUUUUUGCAACGAUAAAUCGAUUCAACAUGAG